CGCUGCAAUUACUGCACUGCACUGAACUGUAGAGGGCCGAAACAUCAUUGCUCUUAGAGCAAUAUAGCCUUGUUGAGCUUUUAGCGACAUUUGKUARUAAUUGUAAACAUGARGCCUUGUAUCAUAMAAUUGUACUUGUGCUUUUGSGUUCAACUUUUUCUACAUUCGAGCUGUUUCGGUGAAGAUGAUUCUUUAGUUGUCAAGACUCCUCUUGGAUCUGUUCGAGGUCAACUACAAGCAGUUACCGGUGGUUAUUCAGUUCGACAAUUCCUUGGCAUUCCUUAUGCUCAGCCUCCAGUUGGUGCCUUGCGGUUUGCUAGACCAAAGCCAGCUCAGCCAUGGAAUGGAGUAAGAGAUGCAGUGAAGUUUGGUCCUAUUUGCCCUCAAACAAAUUUGAAGGACGUUUUUAAAGAAGAGAAGGGGGACUCGAGAAAUGAUACGGGAGGUGUAGACGAAGUUCCUCAGGGUGAAGACUGUUUGAGCGUCAAUGUCUACACUCCAUCAAGUGCUACUGAUAAUGACRAGCUAUCUGUCAUGGUGUGGAUUCAUGGCGGCGGAUUCGCUUUUGGCGCCGGGCGAACCUACAAUCCAUCUUUACUUGUUGCUUUACAUAAYAUUGUAUUAGUAACGAUCAACUAUAGGCUGGGUGUGCUGGGGUUCUUUAACAUUCCCGGUACAGAUAUCAAGGGGAAUUUUGGAAUGCACGACCAGGUCGAGGCCCUUAAGUGGGUUCAGAAGAACAUUGCAUCAUUUGGUGGCAAUCCUGAUCAAGUGACCAUAUUUGGAGAAAGUGCUGGUGGGAUGAGUGUUUCUAGUCACCUCAUCUCCCCCCUUAGUAAAGGAUUGUUUCACCGUGCAAUAGCACAGAGUGGAUCUGCUGUAGGUCCAUUUUCAUGUGUAAAGGUGACUAAUACCGAUGCACUGGAGGUUUUUAGCAAGGCACUAAAGUGUGAUGGCAAAGACCAUGAAAACCAAAUGGAGUGCUUUAGAGAAAAAAGCGUGGAAGAUAUUCUGGCUGCUCAAUUCAAUGUCACGUUUCCAAUGUUAACUAAAGACCCGUUUCUGUCAAUUGUCACUAUUGAUGGUGAGUUUCUCCCCGAUGACCCAAAAUCCCUCUUGAAGGAAGGCAAAAUAAACAAAGCUGAUAUUAUCAAUGGCGUGACUGCCGAUGAAGGUGGAUACGGGGUAUUUGCAAUGGCGAAUAAAGAGUUCACUGCCGAGGUUUUCAAAACUGCUGUCAAGACUGACCUUUCGGUGAAUGGAGAGUACACACAACUCGUUGAAGACGCAGUUGUUUUUGAGUACCUUCCCCACGAUGACUUAAACAAUACAGAUAAGAUUCGACAGGCAGCGAUAGAUGAAGGCACAGACCACGUGUUCCUUGUACCUGCGGUCGUAGAAGCGAGAUUAUUGUCCAAAGCUGGUAACCGUGUUUACAUGUAUGUCUUCGAUCACUGUCCACAUCAACCAAGAUAUCCGAAAUGGUUUGGCGCCCAUCAUGGUAUUGACCUACCUUUUGUCUUUGGUAGACCAUUAUAUGGAGAUUCCCUAGAACCUGGUAUGGAUGUUUAUUUUCCUGGCAAUUACUCAGCUCUAGAGCAAGGACUUUCGAAAUAUAUCAUGGAGAUGUGGGCAAAUUUUGCUAAAUAUGGAGAUCCGAACGGUGUUGGUGCUAUGCCAGUUAAGUGGCCAGCGUACAAUAACACUGGCCGUGCGCACUUAAGCAUCUCAACAGACCCUAAAGUGAAACACAGUUUACGAGAAAGGAAGGUUGCAUUUUGGAGCGAGUUUAUCCCCAAGCUUACUAGAAAGAAAAACGAGACUCCUCUAAAUGAAGGAAAGCACCAACAACAACACAAAGAGGAACUCUGACUGAAUGAAAAUCGAGACUCCGCUAAGCGAUGAAAGAAUAAGUAAACCCACAAAGAGGAAUUCUACUGAUGCCUCCAUUAGUCAAACUUAUAUAUCACAGUAACUAGAAAGAUACAAUAGCAAAAUUAAAAAGAUGAAGAGUUAUAUUCC
Exaiptasia diaphana is the source of this 2022-nucleotide messenger RNA. RefSeq names its product acetylcholinesterase. NCBI's taxonomy places the organism in Eukaryota, Metazoa, Cnidaria, Anthozoa, Actiniaria, Aiptasiidae. The coding region runs from base 109 to 1872 and encodes 587 amino acids. The record is from RefSeq and is a predicted model, not a curated record. The transcript is spliced from 6 exons.